Molecule: messenger RNA, 417 nt
Organism: Symbiodinium sp. CCMP2456
Lineage: Eukaryota; Dinophyceae; Suessiales; Symbiodiniaceae
Source: the annotation of a GenBank genome assembly
AUGCUUGAGAAGGUGGACUGCCUUCUCACGGUCAACACUGACGAGGACGACUUUGCGAUCAAGACAGUCCAGCUCUCCUUCAGAGAUGCAGACGAAUCUACGAGAGAUGAAGUGCCGUACUUCCUGGAGUGGGUCAAGCCCACGUACCGUGACAGCGUUCAGAACUGGAUCCAGGCGCACGUGAACGCGCAUUUCUCUGGUUUGCCAACCACGGAGCACCCGUUACGUGGUACCAAGCUCUUCUCGCCCUUUACGAGUGCCGAUACGAUGCUCUCAGGGCUCAUGGAGGUCUGCGAGAUUGAGGAGGUGGAUGACGAGAGCGUCGAGCACGUUUCGGCUGCCGGUUCCAGUUCAGGCACAAACUACGAUACGACCAUGCAGGUGCGUCUUCAGAUGCGGAACCUCUUCGUCCACUGA